This is a messenger RNA of Pieris brassicae (large cabbage white), 2073 nucleotides long. RefSeq lists its product as uncharacterized. Bases 353 to 1903 code for a protein of 516 amino acids. Lineage: Eukaryota; Metazoa; Arthropoda; Insecta; Lepidoptera; Pieridae. The record is from RefSeq and is a predicted model, not a curated record. The transcript is spliced from 6 exons.
UGAGAACAUACGGUUUUUAUUACCAUGUAUGUCCAUACUUGUUUGACAAUAUUGUAACUUGUAUCAUUAAGACAUUAAUUAUUUAUAUUGUUCCUCUAUUACAUUAAAUCACAGCAUUGACCAAUAUUACAUUGAACACACAUAUUUAGUUUUAGUGAAUACCUGAUGUCUUGGGGUCAUGUUUUCACCAAUAGGCAUAUUAUACAGGAGUUAGAAGAUGUAGUUACUCAUAAAACGAGUGUCUCCGUAUUUGUAGCUUUAUUCUAUUUGGAGAUGCUUUAUAUUCUCUUAAUGACUCUAUCCAUCUUAAAUAGACUUAACCAGAACUUAUCUUGGUAAAGAGAGCACAAACAUGUAUAAAAUAAUGUUGGAAACACUUGUAUUGGAUAAAAUACCAGGAAAAGAAAAUAUUUGUGUUAAACCUAAGCAUAAAAUGUAUGACCAUCAAAUUGAUGGUGUAAGAUUCCUAUUUAAAAAAUGGAAAAACAAGUCACAAAUAAAACCAUCAGAUUACUGUGUACUGAGUUUUCCUCCUGAACAGGGCAAAUCUGUUACAGUCUUAUUAUUUCUUUAUGCUGUAAGAACUCAUCUGUGUUAUCCAAUACUGAUACUAUGCAAAGAUAAUGAAGAAGUGCUGAAGUGGAUGAUCAAUUUAAAAAAAUGGACUGGUUAUAGAGAAGAUGAUAUUGCUAUAGACCCUAACAAAGCACUGAUAAAUAAACAAAUAUUUAUAAAGAAAUAUUCCGAUGUUUCAAAAUUAGGGCCUUUCUUUAGGCGCACCUGGAGUAUUGCUAUAAUUAAAACUGAUGAAUUUGUCUCUCUCCCACUUUUUCAUCAUGUAGAAUUCACAAUAUGGUUAACAUCUUCUGAUCUGACUAAAAAUGUAAGUUUAUUAAAAAGUAUGCACAACUGGAUCAUGCCAAAGGUGGAAUUUGAAAUGCACACAGAAAUUGUACCAAAAUGGAAAAAUGAAAUACUAAAGCAUUCAAUGCUGGAAACCUUUGUAUUAAUAAGGACUGCUACUUCAUUGAACUGUCAGGAUAAGGUAUCAUCACCAUCUACAGAACGUAAAAGACUUAAAAAUAAAGACGCAACGGGACUUAAGGUUAAACGCACAAAAAAAACUACUGAUGGUAAUAGUCGAGGUGUAACACAUGAUAAAAUGGAUGUUGAAACAUUUAUUAGAAAUGAAAAGCCUGUCCGAUCACUACGUAAAGAAAUUGAUGAGGAAUAUGAUUUUGAUAUUGAAGAUGGCAAUGUAAUAAAUAGGGUGGAAGUGUUAAAAAAUAAUGUAGUACAUGGAGAAAUUAUGGAAAGUACCUUAUAUGAAAGCCUCAAAGGAACUAAUAACGGUAUUGAAAGUGGUUAUCCUGCCCAAGAGAUAAAUAAAAAUGCCACAGACUGUGAUACAAAUAAAAAAAUUGACGAAGAAGUACCAAAUCGAAUAGUAGAUAUUGGAAACAGUUGUAAUAUUCUGAAAGAAAACAGUGAAAUGUCCACCGAAAGCAAUAUAAGUGAUAUUAAAAAUGAUGAGCUAAUUAAUGAUUUUGAAGCAGCAACUAACGAUGUUAUCAAAGAGACAUUUAAUAUCGCCACAGAAAGCGAUACAAUUGAUAAAAUUCAAGAUGUAUUUAAAAUUCCGGAAGAAAGGGGAAAGUCUGAGGAAGUUACUGAACAAUCACAUGAUAUUCUUCAAGAAAAUUGUGAAAUAUCUGAAAGUAAUACCAGUGACAUAAAACAUGACAAAUCCAGUGAAUUAGAAGCAAAAAUUGUUGAAGCAGAUGUUGCCUGCACAAAAAAUAAACCUUUUACUUAUGAUUCAGAUCUAGAUACUAAGUUUAAUGAAAUGCAAGAAAAGGCAAUGAAAAAGUUCAAAGGAUCGUUCCUAGAUAGUAUAUUUUAAUGUCGUCUCUAAAGUUGUACAUACCGUUAUGUAAUUCUUCGUGCAAUAUAUAUAUUUAUAUUUCCGUAGUAUAUAAGUCCAGUUCUCAAUGUAGGUAUAAUUUAUUUUAUAUUUAUUAUAAAUGUGUAUAUUGUUAUUUUAUUUAUUCAAAAUAAAAGGCUAUAAUUGGA